Molecule: messenger RNA, 933 nt
Organism: Colletotrichum lupini
Lineage: Eukaryota; Fungi; Ascomycota; Sordariomycetes; Glomerellales; Glomerellaceae
Product: ATP-dependent RNA helicase eIF4A
Exons: 6
Coding region: 1-933 (310 amino acids)
Biological process (GO): cytoplasmic translational initiation
Cellular component (GO): cytoplasmic stress granule
Molecular function (GO): translation initiation factor activity; RNA helicase activity; ATP binding
Source: RefSeq, a predicted model, not a curated record
AUGGCUGACAAGGGUCUUGAGGAUGUGCCUGAGGGCCAGAUCGAGUCGAACUACGAUGAGACCGUCGACUCCUUCGAUGACAUGAACCUGAAGUCGGAGCUCCUUCGUGGUGUCUACGCCUACGGUUUCGAGCGUCCCUCCGCCAUCCAGCAGCGUGCCAUCAUGCCCGUCAUCAAGGGCCACGAUGUCAUUGCUCAGGCUCAGUCCGGUACUGGCAAGACCGCCACCUUCUCCAUCUCUGUCCUCCAGAAGAUCGACACCAACGUCAAGGCUUGCCAGGCCCUCAUCCUUGCUCCCACCCGUGAGCUUGCCCAGCAGAUCCAGAAGGUCGUUGUCGCCAUCGGCGACUUCAUGAACAUUGAGUGCCACGCCUGCAUCGGUGGUACCAGCGUCCGUGACGACAUGAAGGCUCUCCAGGACGGCCCCCAGGUCGUUGUCGGUACCCCUGGCCGCGUCCACGACAUGAUCCAGCGCCGCUUCCUCAAGACCGACUCCAUGAAGAUGUUCGUUCUUGACGAGGCCGACGAGAUGCUUUCUCGCGGUUUCACCGAGCAGAUCUACGACAUCUUCCAGCUUCUUCCCCAGAGUACCCAGGUCGUCCUUCUGUCCGCCACCAUGCCCCAGGACGUCCUUGAGGCUCAGCGUGACCUGAUUAUGAAGGAGUUCCGUUCCGGAUCUUCCCGUGUCCUGAUCGCCACUGACCUUCUGGCCCGUGGUAUCGAUGUCCAGCAGGUUUCCCUGGUCAUCAACUACGACCUUCCCGCCAACCGCGAGAACUACAUCCACCGCAUCGGUCGUGGUGGUCGUUUCGGACGUAAGGGUGUUGCCAUCAACUUCGUUACCGCCGAGGACGUCCGCAUGAUGAGAGAGAUUGAGCAGUUCUACAGCACCCAGAUUGAGGAGAUGCCCAUGAACGUUGCCGACCUCAUCUAA